Symbiodinium necroappetens is the source of this 564-nucleotide messenger RNA. NCBI's taxonomy places the organism in Eukaryota, Dinophyceae, Suessiales, Symbiodiniaceae. The record is from the annotation of a GenBank genome assembly.
AUGUCCUCCGACGUGCGCGCGGAUGCUGCCACCUCCGAGCCAAAGGAGAUGAUCAGCAAGGAAGAGUUGGCCGCUUCAUACGGGAAGUCAGCGGCUGGUUACGAGUCGAUGCUUGACCAGGAGGUGAUCGACAAGAAAGUGCUCUACGACAAGAUAGUGGACAUGCUGUUGUCAGGGCUUGGAGAACUCGAGGGCCCAGUGGCGGACGUGUCCUGCGGACCUGGACAUGUCUUGGCGAUGCUGCAGGAGCGACAGAAAGCACGGCCUCUCAUGGGCAGCGACCUUUGCCAGGACAUGGUCGAUCGAGCUGCCAAGCGGCUUCCCGAUGCAACGUUUCAGCGUGCCGACAUGACGGAUCUGUCCGGUGCUUUCAAAGAUGCCCAGUUGGCAGGGAUGAUCAACAUGUUCGCCAUCCACCAUGUGGAUGAGACGGGCGUGAAGGCUGCUCUGGGGGAGGCUUCCCGCGUGCUCAGAGGAAACGGUUGCCUCCUACUGGCGCAGCUCGGCACUGCAGUGCUUAGCUUCUUUAAGAAUCCGUCUGGAAGUUGUAGUUCGGAGAGGUAG